AUGAGUUCUUUAGCCAUAGCUAUGAAUAAGGGUGCUCUUGAAGGAGGUCUCUUUUUAGUCAGUUGCGGUAUCUUUAAAUUAUGGAUGAGCAAGAGAACAAAUAAUAACACCAAAUCCUUUUCAAAGAUUGAUACUGAUCUUAAAAAUGAAAGAUGCCCAGAUCCUGAAGAUGCUUCUAGAAGUUACAACAUCUAUCCUGAAGAAAAAAUUGUCGUUAGAUUCUUACAUUGA
Molecule: messenger RNA, 231 nt
Organism: Tetrahymena thermophila SB210
Lineage: Eukaryota; Ciliophora; Oligohymenophorea; Hymenostomatida; Tetrahymenidae
Exons: 2
Coding region: 1-231 (76 amino acids)
Source: RefSeq, a predicted model, not a curated record